CUUCCCGGCGCCCCGCCCCGCCCGGCGCCCCACGGUUGCCGUCCCAGUUCAGCCUGCGCCCCGGAGCGCUCUCUCCGCCGGCGCCCAGAGAUGGACCGAUUCUGACAGGAUGUAGUGCUGCCGCGUGCCUGAUGGGAUCUGCUCAGCCAUGGCGUCCGAGCUCGGCAAGACCAUCUCGGUGGCAAGGCUGGAGAAACACAAGAACUUGUUCUUAAACUACAGGAAUCUCGACCACUUCCCGCUGGAGUUACUCAAAGGCGAAGGGCUCCAGUUCCUGGAGAGACUCUAUAUGAAAAGGAACUCGCUGACCACCUUGCCAGAAAACCUUGCUCAGAAGCUUCCAAACCUGGUGGAACUGUACCUUCAUUCAAAUAACAUAGUUGUGAUUCCAGAAGCCAUUGGAUCCCUUAUAAAACUCCAGUGUUUGGAUCUUAGCGACAAUGCCUUAGAAAUCGUUUGCCCAGAAAUUGGUCGUCUGAGAGCUUUGCGUCAUCUUCGAUUAGCUAAUAACCAACUGCAAUUCCUACCUCCAGAGGUUGGCGAUUUGAAGGAGCUGCAGACACUAGACAUUUCUACCAAUCGUUUGCUAGCUUUACCCGAGAGGCUUCACCUGUGCCUUUCUCUGCAGUACCUCACCGUGGACCGAAACCGGCUGUGGUGUGUGCCGCGCCACCUCUGCCAGCUGCCCAGCCUCAAUGAGCUCUCCAUGGCCGGAAACCGGCUUGCAUUUUUGCCGCUUGAUUUAGGUCGAUCGCGAGAACUGCAGUACGUGUACGUGGAUAACAACGCCCACCUGAAAGGCUUGCCGUCCUACCUGUACAACAAGGUCGUCGGGUGUAAUGGCUGUGGGGCUCCCGUCCAAGUUUCCGAGGGGAAGCUGCUGUCCUUUUCAUCCGGGCCCCUCACCGUCUUCCUCCCCGCCGAGGUGAAGGCCAUCGGGACGGAGCGGGACCACAUCCUGCCGCUGCAAGAGCUGGCCAUGCGGAGCCUGCAUCACAUCUACCACCGUUUUCUCAAAGAUCUGAACUUCCUGUCUCCCGUCUCGUUACCCAGAAGCCUCCUGGAGCUGCUGCACUGCCCCCUGGGGCACUGCCACCGGUGUAGCCAGCCCAUGUUUACAAUCGUCUACCCCAAGCUCUUUCCCUUGAGAGAGACGCCGAUGGCCGGGCUGCACCAGGGGAGGACCACUGUCAGCUUUGUGGCUUACUGCUGCUCCACCCAGUGUCUGCAGACUUUUGACCUACUCAGUUGAUAAACACUCAAGAGCCUCAGGAGGGUUGCCAGCCCGACAGCACAGCUGCCUGCGUGUCACACGCUGUCUGAGCGGCGGAGGGACAGGGGCGCCAGCCAGGCCACACAGGCCCUCACAACCUGGCACGUCCGGUGCGGGGGGGACCGCAGAACUCUCUGGAAGUGUUGUGAUCGAGCUUCGGAGCUGAAAGGCCUUCGCCCUUCCCCCACGUUGGAAUAUAUCCUGCCCCCAAAUUAAGGAC
Messenger RNA from Myotis lucifugus (little brown bat), 1493 nucleotides. RefSeq names its product leucine rich repeat containing 28 (gene LRRC28). The transcript is spliced from 10 exons. NCBI's taxonomy places the organism in Eukaryota, Metazoa, Chordata, Mammalia, Chiroptera, Vespertilionidae. The coding region runs from base 149 to 1252 and encodes 367 amino acids. The record is from RefSeq and is a predicted model, not a curated record. Gene Ontology annotation, molecular function: protein binding.